This is a messenger RNA of Bacillus rossius redtenbacheri, 1215 nucleotides long. Its product is annotated as E3 ubiquitin-protein ligase sina-like. Gene Ontology annotation, molecular function: zinc ion binding; ubiquitin protein ligase activity; ubiquitin conjugating enzyme binding. Gene Ontology annotation, cellular component: cytoplasm. The transcript is spliced from 3 exons. Bases 290 to 1060 code for a protein of 256 amino acids. Lineage: Eukaryota; Metazoa; Arthropoda; Insecta; Phasmatodea; Bacillidae. Gene Ontology annotation, biological process: proteasome-mediated ubiquitin-dependent protein catabolic process; multicellular organism development. The record is from RefSeq and is a predicted model, not a curated record.
CACAUUAGUACCGACCGUUUUGUUCUCUACUUGUAUACGGUACUCUAGGUCGAAUAUUUUUGUAAUGAAAAGGGUAAUUUUAAUUUAAAUGUUAUUUGUAAUUUGAUAUUGGCAUUGGCAACCCUGGGUAUGUUCGUUAUUUACAAUGUAAAUGUUUUGAUAAGAAGAUAAGAGUUGAAUUUUAAUUUUUGUAAAAGCAAAUGGCCUAUUUAGGUACCUAACAUCAAGAUAACACUUUGAAGUAUCGGCGAAUUGUUACAGCUGGAUUGCGACAGGAGACGGCUGCAAGAUGUCCGCGCACUUGGCCGACCUGAGCAGCAGCCUGCUCUCGGUGCUGGAGUGCCCCGUGUGCUUCAUGUACAUGUCGAGCCCCAUCAGGCAGUGCCGCAACGGCCACAACAUCUGCAGCGAGUGUAUCAAGAAGGUGCACAGCUGCCCGACGUGCCGGAGCGAGUUCAUCGAGACCCGCAACCACCCCCUGGAGGAGAUAGCCAGCAAGAUGGAGUUCCCUUGUGAGUUCAAAGGCCAAGGCUGCCCUGUCACACUUAAGUUUGAGGAACUGAAGAAACACAACAAGGUUUGCACUUAUGGGAAUCGCAGGUGUGCUGUCCGAAUGUGCAAGUGGAGGGGGUCAGUGACAAAUUUAAUGGACCACGUGGUCACCGACCAUCCCACACAGCUCAUGCAGAAUGAUGCAGGGUACCACAUGGCACUCGUCACCUGGGACUGGCUGUCGUCAAAGACUAACGGGUGGAUGGUGUUCCUCUUCAAAGACUUCAGAGAGCUGUUCUGGGUGCACGUGAAACAGGAGGUGGCAAACGGGAAGAUGAUGAUGUGUGUGCAGCACGUGACGAGCGAAUGCACCAAGAAGUUCCUUUACGAGAUCAAACUGCAAGGACAGGAAGCUUCGUCCGUGUACUGGGCCCCUGCCAUCGCCGACACUGUCAACACCAACAGCGUGUUUGUGUCGGAGAGAUGUUUCUCUAUCCCGAUCCGUGCGUUGAAACAGUUCAUGAUUGACUCUGAUGUGUUGUUGAAGGUUAAAGUUGAAGCACUUUGAAACUUUUUUUCUUUGUCAUUUGGAAGGUGAUAUAUUUAAAAAUGUUUUUUAUCAUAAUUUCUCUAAACGGAAAUGAAAUAUUUUUCCAAGUCUUUUUUAUGUAAUGUAAGUUGAAUGAUUUUAGUUCUUUGAGCAAAAUAUAUUGUUACAGUGAA